AAGUGAAGACCGUACGGGUUUUUAUCCACUAACGAAAGUCUCUCGUUUCACACUGAUCCUAGUUCCUUUAUCAAGGGGCCAUCAUCAUAAGCAGAUUUUCGAAAUCAGAGAUCAGAGAUGAAAUUUGAAGGAUCGCAAACGCUCUUACCGGUGAGAAAACCUGCAAACGGCGGUUCAGACCGCAAACGCGCUGGUUACAAGCUGUGGGUUUUAGUAGCGGUUCUUCUCUUGGCGUUAGGUUCUAUGUUAACCGGUUCCGUCACUCUCAAAGGACUCGGUCUGUUUCAUUCCGUUGAAGGCAAGUUCGGAUUCCACGUCAGCCACGAUCUCGACGUUUUGGAAAUUGAGGAGAGAGAGAAAGUGGUGAAGCAUAUGUGGGAUGUGUACGGACGAUCCGGUGGAGUUAGGGUUCCUCAGUUCUGGCGAGAGGCUUUCGAGGCGGCGUAUGAGUUCCUGGUCAGUGAUUCCGCCGCCGUUCGAAACGGGGCUAUUUCCGAUAUAGCUAAACUGUCUCUCAUGCGCUCUCUUAAGUCCGACUCUACAGCGGCCCAGCCCAAUCGUCGUUGAGUUGUGAAGACGAAAGCCCACGAGAAUAGCAUGAGAUUCUCUUGUUUGUAUAUAGAAAUCAAAUAAAUGAAAAUGCGUAAAUAGCGUUUUCAUUGAAGUAUUGUUGUCUGAAAACAAUUAUGUAGCAACCAAAUUGUUGUCUAUGUAUUACAAAUUUACAAGCAAUCUAUUUUCAAAUCUGUUCCAAA
This is a messenger RNA of Raphanus sativus (radish), 755 nucleotides long. RefSeq lists its product as uncharacterized. The transcript has 2 exons. Bases 118 to 567 code for a protein of 149 amino acids. The record is from RefSeq and is a predicted model, not a curated record. NCBI's taxonomy places the organism in Eukaryota, Viridiplantae, Streptophyta, Magnoliopsida, Brassicales, Brassicaceae.